GGGUGCACCAAGUUGUGUAUGUGUGUGUUAGCUCUAGAUUUGUCAAGAAACAAGAAGUAUGCCAGUGUCCGCCGCAUGUAUGUAGCUGAUGCCAGAAGUGCUGUGUGUGCGCAGCUAACUGGGCGGAGCCAUCGCCACAUCGCAGCGUCGGUAGAUAUUCAACUAUAUAACUCCGCCCCUGACCUCUCGGCCGUGCUCGCUUCACACGCGGAGCAGCCGCAGAGCCUCGGAUUUCGACUACUGGAUUGUCAAGUGCCAAACUGAAUCACCUGCCCUUACUAAUCCGACUGCGAUCAUCUGUGCGGUGAAUCGCCAAGUGGUACGAAUGCAAAUAUAUCGUCGGUUAGACAAGACAGGUUUGUGUUUUCUGUACGCGUAGGUGUCCAAGCAGAAAGAGUGCAGCCCUUUUAAUGUGAACUCGUUUAUUUUACUCUACGUGCCAGGCAGACUGAGCUUAUACAAUUAACGUUGCAGUAUUCCGAUCAAUCAAGACUCCGCUAAACGGCUGCCACGUCAGGCAUCCGGUGUUCGAAACGGGGUUAUGGCACGCCGGGCGGCAGACGUCAUGCAUGCGUCGUCGAUGCCGGUGACAAUAAGACGCUGAUGCCAACCUCGUCAUCGCAUCUGAUGGAAGCAACGCGACUUCUGGACGCUGGCUGCCUAGGACGCCUGGGGCGACCUCUGCCCGGACCGUACGCGCCCUUCGGCACCCCGAUGGCUCCGUACAGCAUGGCCGCUUAUCCUCCCCAUCACGUGCCGUACUCCAUCGACGGCAUACUGCACGGUUCGCACGCGGCGGCGGCGGCCUCCCACCACGGAGGGCCUCUAGGUCUCGUCAUGGCCUCUAGUCCGGGACACGCCGCCUUGGUGGGCUCCCGCGCAGCCGUUCUUAGUCACAGGAUUGCGGCCGCUCAGCAGCAUCACCAAGAACAACAGCAUCAUCAGGCGGCGUCCAGGGUUUCCUCGCAUCGAUCGAAAGCCAAAUCCUCAUCCGCACCGACAGAGUCUUCGCCACUGUUUCAACUCAUACACAACGCAUCGUCAAACUUCAAGGAAAAAUGUGAGUAG
This is a messenger RNA of Rhipicephalus microplus (southern cattle tick), 1068 nucleotides long. RefSeq lists its product as uncharacterized. The record is from RefSeq and is a predicted model, not a curated record. Gene Ontology annotation, molecular function: sequence-specific double-stranded DNA binding; DNA-binding transcription factor activity, RNA polymerase II-specific. Gene Ontology annotation, biological process: regulation of DNA-templated transcription. Lineage: Eukaryota; Metazoa; Arthropoda; Arachnida; Ixodida; Ixodidae.